UAAAGAAGUUUGGACCACUUCGGCACCACUCGCUCCAAUAUGGCUGUCCCCGGGAGAAGGCGAGAGCUAUUGUGAAAGCCCAAACCCUAAAUCCCUCUUCGGAUGGAUCGUAGCGCAGAGUUCAGGAGAUGGAAGGCACAGUGUCUGAGCAAAGCGGACCUCAGCCUCAAGGGCAGUGUGGAUGAGGAUGUGGCUGAGAUUGUGCAGCUCCUGAAUGGGCAAGAACAGUUUUUUACCACCAGCUCCUGCUCUGGCCGUAUCAUCCUCCUAGACGGGAGUAUAAAUGGCUUUGAGGUUCAGAAACAAAACUGUCGCUGGCUACUAGUUACACACAAACCUUGUAUAAAAGAUAAUGUGAUUGUAGCUCUGAGAAACGCGAAUGGUGAUGCUGUUUUGAAAUUUGAACCCCUUGUUCUUCAUGUACAGUGUCGACAGUUGCAAGAUGCACAGAUUCUGCAUUCAGUGGCAAUAGAUUCUGGUUUCAGGAACUCUGGCAUAACAGUGGGAAAAAGAGGAAAGACUAUGUUGGCUGUCAGGAGCACACAUGGCCUAGAAGUGCCAUUAAGCCAUGAAGGAAAACUGAUGGUGACAGAGGAUUAUAUCGACUUCCUACUGAAGAUAGCAAAUCAAAAAAUGGAGGAAAACAGGAAGAGAAUUGAAAGGUUUUACAGUUGCUUACAACAUGCUUUGGAAAGACAAACUAUUACUAAGUCCUAUCCCAAAGAGAAAGUCAACAAGAAAAUUAAUGCAUAUUCUCCUAAGAAAAAAAGAAACCAAGGAAAAGCACAUGACGGAUGUAUUGCUGAAGAAAAUGAUAAAGAACUUGAAAACAAUGACAGUCCAGGCAUCAGUGCUGCUGUCUUCCCAGAAGAUGAUGAAGACCUGGUUCUCACGUGUCUUUGGUAGAAUAAUGUUCCCAGUAAUUAUUAUAAAACUGCUCUUUAUAAGAGUAUUUUAGUUUAUUCAGUGUAUCAGACAUUCAGAAAAGCAAGAUUUAAUUUUCCUCUUUUUUUAGAGACACUCAUCUUAUAAACAUAGAUACAUUUUUUAAAAUAACUGUGUAUAAUGCUUGUUUAUUAAGUACCAUCUAUUGAAUCACAGAAAUUCAUUACAAAAAUAAAAUUCUGAUUUUU
Phyllostomus hastatus (greater spear-nosed bat) is the source of this 1133-nucleotide messenger RNA. RefSeq names its product tRNA-yW synthesizing protein 3 homolog (gene TYW3). Gene Ontology annotation, biological process: tRNA methylation. NCBI's taxonomy places the organism in Eukaryota, Metazoa, Chordata, Mammalia, Chiroptera, Phyllostomidae. Gene Ontology annotation, molecular function: tRNA methyltransferase activity. Gene Ontology annotation, cellular component: cytoplasm. The record is from RefSeq and is a predicted model, not a curated record. The transcript has 6 exons. Bases 103 to 906 code for a protein of 267 amino acids.